AAGCCCCAAGUUUUUCAGCUUUAUCUACACAUCCCUUCUAAUAUCUCUCUAACACGUCAUGGUCUAUCCCAACCAUUUUCAAUUCUUACUACGAGUACUUUGGCGCUUCGAACUCGUCACUAUAUGGCUUUUAAUCUUUGGAGUUGCACUUCUCUUAGCUGCUGUUUGUUGUAAAAAGAAGAAGAAAAAGGCAAAAAGGGUUCGAAGAACACACCCAUCACUUCAUGCAAAGCAACCAUCAUAUUCUGGGCAUCAUGGUGCUACACUCCGCGAUAGCAAAGGCUAUGAACGUGUUGAUGCACCCCAAGGAGUUAGUAAAGAAUGGACAUUCCCUUCAAAAGAAGGAAGUAAAACUACCACAAAACAGUCGUUAGCUGCAAUAAGUACUCAAAAAACAUCAUCAGGCUUUCUUAUGCGCACUGGGAGGCCUCUCUUCUCUGCAAUUACAACAUUAACGGCGUUGAGCGCUUCUCGAGAUCCAGAUAAAGAAUUUCUUGGCGAUUCUACACUUAGUGAAGUGAUUGGAUAUAAAAUGCCUGAUGUGGAUUUAAUCAAACAAUAUUAUGAAUAUAUGAAGAAAAGUGAACUUAAAGAUGAACAAAUGGAAGAAGAAGAAGAAGUAUUAGUAGUAGAAGAUUGA
Messenger RNA from Meloidogyne enterolobii, 640 nucleotides. NCBI's taxonomy places the organism in Eukaryota, Metazoa, Nematoda, Chromadorea, Rhabditida, Meloidogynidae. The record is from the annotation of a GenBank genome assembly.